CGUCACCACAACUUCAUUUGUUAGCUGACGUUCUCGAGCACCGAACUGUGGCAAGAAAAUCACUAUCAAAAUAACUUCGAAGAUACGUGUCUGUUUCAAUGUUAGAAUAAUAGUCGCUGCGCGAAUAUAGUUUGGGAUUUAAAGUAACGCUAUUCGCGCGCAUAUUUUUUUGUUUAUCGUCUGCAAGUAUGAUCUUUAAAGACGUAUAUUUGAACAGUUGAUGUGCUUAUGAGUUGAGCAAAUUUCGCGCGCGCUUGAGAAGUUAACUUCUCCGCAUUGUUCCUUUUCCCCGAGUGGUCCGUUUCUCCAUCGCGCAUGCGUGUGUUCCGGGAUCAUGAAGGUAAAGGUGAUCUCCAUCCUGGAAGACAACUACAUGUACCUGGUGAUCGACGAACACAGCAGACAGGCUGUGGCUGUGGACCCCGCUGUCCCUCACCGGCUGCUGGAGAUUGUGAAGAGAGAAGAUGUGAGACUGGUGGCUGUUCUUACAACACACCAUCACUGGGAUCACGCCAGAGGCAAUGAGGCGCUGCUGAAGGACCUGCCUGACCUCAGGGUGUAUGGUGGAGACGAUCGAAUCGAGGGCUUGACAGAUAAAGUCAGUGACGGUCAGGAACUCAAGUUCAACUCCAUCAACGUGCGAUGCCUCUUCACGCCCUGUCACACCUCAGGUCACAUGUGCUACUUUGUCUGGGAGGACGAUUGCGCCGACGCCCCGGCUGUAUUCACAGGGGAUACGCUAUUUAUUGGAGGCUGUGGAAAGUUCCUUGAGGGAACUGCAGACCAGAUGUACCACAACCUCACCCAGGUUCUCGGCUCCUUACCUCAAGAAACAAAGGUCUUCUGUGGACAUGAAUACACCAUCAAGAACCUCAAGUUCGCCCUGCUGGUGGAACCAGAGAACGAGAAGGUGAAAGAGAUGCUGAGCUGGGCGAAGGCACGAGAUGACGACGACAAACCGACCGUGCCUUCGACUCUGGUCGAGGAGUUCGACUAUAACCCUUUUCUUCGUCUCUCUGAAGAAGCCGUACAGAAGUUCACCGGGAAGACAGAUCCAGUUGAGGUUCUGAAGGUUCUACGUAAGGAAAAGGAUAAAUUUAAAAAGCCCAAGGAAAGACUUCCCGCUCAUGCCAUGUUGGCUCUGGAGUGGGGGCUGCUGAGACCCUAAAAUCUGCUCCCAAUCCUGCUCUUGCUCCGUGUUGUUCCAUUAAAAGAUGAAUAAUAUCCCACUACAACUGCAGCAGAUAAAUAUUCAUACACUUUACUAAUGAUGGUGGAUUUCUCAGGCUGCAGUGGUCAGUACCAGGAAAUGUAAAGGACCAGACUCGCACUAAAGUCAUGCUUAAAAACUCUGGUUUCCUCCCACAGCAGAGGUCAAGCAAGGUUAAAUUGUGAGCAAUUAUAGUGAUGAAGAAUUUUAACUUCUGUUGAAAGCUGAACUGUAUAUUACAAAAUAUGAAAUAAAAUA
Synchiropus splendidus (mandarinfish) is the source of this 1468-nucleotide messenger RNA. RefSeq names its product hydroxyacylglutathione hydrolase-like protein. Gene Ontology annotation, molecular function: hydroxyacylglutathione hydrolase activity. The coding region runs from base 335 to 1168 and encodes 277 amino acids. Lineage: Eukaryota; Metazoa; Chordata; Actinopteri; Syngnathiformes; Callionymidae. The transcript has 8 exons. The record is from RefSeq and is a predicted model, not a curated record.